AUGAACUCGCACGCAGCCGACUCGUACUGGUCAUUCCAGGCCGCAGUCGACGACACCGACGCCGCUUCAGGCGCAGGAGGGUACUCGCCUGCGCCCACUGCCCUCGCAGGGGCUGCCGGUCCCCAGGCCCGCCCGCUCCACAGGACAGUCAGCGAGGAGGUCCAGCAGGCGCUCGGCCAGAGCUUGGGCAUGUCGAGCGCCGGAGGAGGAGCAGGACCAGGCGUCGGAACGGGCAGGCAGGGCGGGCAGUCGUCGUACGGCGGGUUCGACCCGAUGGACCACGCACGCUUGAGCCCGUCUGCGUUCGACCCGAGCAACUUUUCCAGACAGUUCACCAUGCCCAAGUUUGCGAGCGGCGGGCCGUCGGAUCCGUUUGGUCUCGGUGUGGGAAUUACAGACCCCCCGAGCGGAAACCCCGGAGACGCCAUCUCGCCGAUGCCGUUCGACUUCAACUUGGGCGGACCGCAAACUCCUCGCUUCGACGGACUCGCCUCGGCCUCUCCCUUCUACUCGUCGAACACCCAGGCUUUCUCGGCGUCCAUCGCGCCGCAACAGCAGCCCCAGCAGUACCAACAGCCCCAGCAGCCUCAGCAGCCCCAGCAACAGACGCUUUCCCCGGCCAGCUACGGCGGACAGACCUCGCUCAAUGCCGUCGCUUCGACGUCUCACGUCCCGUACGCUCCCGCUCAGCCACGGUCACAGCAGCCUUCCAUGUCUCGCUCGCUCGCCGUCUCUCCCCCCUCCGUUCCCGCAACCACCCUCGCUGCAUCCGUCGCCUCCGCCUCCUCCGCCCUCCGAAUCCCAACAACAGCCGAAAUCGAAUCUCCCAUCUACGCGCCGUACGGUUCCUCCGUCAUCAGUAUCAACUCAACCCCGAACGCGGCGUACAAGCUCCCCUCCCUCGCGAUGAACCUCCCGCCUUCCCAGCCUCCAACUGUCCCUUUCAACCCGACUGCGAUGGGCCUUCCGGCGCCACCCCCUCAAGGGUCGAGUAGUAACUUCGCCGGGCUGUACUCGUCAAGCGGUUUCGAUAUGCUCGGCGUCCUUGCACGAGUCGCGGCUCGACCGAACCCCCAGAUUCAUAUCGGCCCCGUCGACUCAUCCUGCGCCUUCGCCGUCGUCGACGCCCGAAGAUGGGACCAACCACUCGUCUUUGUCAGCGACACGUUCGUCAAGAUGACCGGCUACACGAACGAGGAGAUCAUCGGGAGGAAUUGUAGGUUUUUGCAGACGCCUGGAGGGGGGACGGUGCAGGGUGCGCCGAGGAAGUAUACGGAUGGGAAUGCGGCGUGGCAUAUGCGACAGCAUAUCCAGGCGGGCAAGGAGAGCCAGUCGAGCUUGAUCAACUACACCAAGGCUGGCCGGCCGUUCAUCAACCUCGUCACGAUCAUCCCGAUCUGCUGGGACACGGAAGAGAUCGCCUACUUUGUCGGCUUCCAAGUCGACCUCGUCGACCAGCCGAACGCCAUCCUCGACCGCAUGCGCGACGGGACCUACGUCGUCAACUACUCGCUCGUCGGGAACGCCUACAACAACGCCAUCAUCCGCAACCCGUCGAUGAUCACUUCGACGACCGACACGAGCGACUCGCAGAAGACGGUGUCGAUGCAGACGAUCGAGGCGGGCGCGUUUGUGGAUGGGUUGGACGAGUGGGCGAUGGCGGACGAUCAGGACGAGUCGCCGCCUGUGCCGCAGCAGCCUCAGCCGCAGCAGCAGCAGGUCCAGCAGAACGGCGCGCGCAGGAACGGCGGCUCGAUCUCGGCCUCGACGACCUCGGCGUCGUACACCAAGCCCUCGCCCGGCGCGCAGAUGGGCGGCGCAGGCGGCGAGCCGUCGAUGCGGACCGACGACGAGUUGCUCGACAUCGUUGCCUCGCGCGGGAUCGGCUCGCUCGACCUCGAAGUCGACAAGCGGGCGUUCCACAAGCUCCUCCUCGGGCAGGCGGACGACUUUGUCCACGUCCUCAGUCUCAAGGGUUCGCUCUUGUACUGCUCGCCGGCUGUCGCCAAGGUGCUCGAGUACGAAGCGAGCGAGCUCGUCGGCGCGACGCUGUCGUCCCUCUGCCAUCCCUCGGACGUCGUACCCGUCAUGCGCCAGCUCAAGGACGCCUCGUCGAUCCAGAACCCGCACGUCAAGCUCCUCUACCGCAUUCGCCGCAAGCACUCGGGAUACGUCUGGAUCGAGGCGACUGGCAAGCUGCACAUCGAGCCGGGCAAGGGUCGCAAGUGUGUGAUUGCUGUGGCGAGACCGCGCGAUGUCCUCCAGAUGAACUGGAACGAGCUCAGGCAGAACGGCGGGUUGGGCGACACCGAGUUUUGGGUCAAGAUCAACCCGAGGGGAACCCUCCUCACCGCGACGCUCGGCACGCAGGCCGUCUUGGGUUACCUGCCGAACGACCUUGUCGGCACCUCGCUCUUCGACAUCGCCCUCCCCGAGUACCGCCAGAGUCUCGAGGCGACGAUCCAGCAGGCGCAGCUCGGCGUUCCCGCCAGUUUGCAGUACAAGGUCAAGACGAGGCGUGGAGUCGUCGACGUCGUCACGAAGUUCUACCCUCGCCACCCCGAGCCUCUCGACCCGAGUAUCCCGCAGAUCGCCUCUGGCCCGUCGCACAUCGCCCUUAUCGCGCAGACGAACGAGCUCAGCUCGGAAGAGCGCAAGCACAAGGGUCCCUUCGGGCUCAACGCGCCCGUCUACUCGUCGCCGGCCGGCCGCUCGCCCGCCAUUUCGGACGUCGAGUCGAGCGCGUCCGGCAGCGGCAGCAGCAGUCGCGAGAGCAGCGCCGGCGCGUUCCAGAGCACGUUCAAGACUCUCACGCACCCGAGCGCGGUCAGCGACAACGUCUUUGACGAACUCGAGACGCGGCGGCCGACCAGCUGGCAGUUUGAGCUCCACCAGCUCCAAAACCUCAACAAGAAGCUACGCGACGAGAAGGAGUACCUUCUCGCCCGUCGUCGCAAGCGCGGUAGCGUCUAUUCGGAAAAGUCGCGCAAGGCUUCGUCCGACUCGGGCUCCAAGGCGUCGUCCUCCAACACCGGCCGCAUCUGCCAGAACUGCGGUCGUACGGACUCUCCCGAGUGGCGCUCGGGACCGAAUGGCAACAAGACGCUCUGCAACGCGUGCGGUCUCCGCUGGGCCAAGUCGCAGAAGCAGGCUGCGGGCGGUUCGGGCGGCAGCAUCAACCCCCAGAGCUUCUCGUCGGCCAUGUCGUUCACGUCGAACGGCUCGAGUGGCAGCGGCUCGCCGACCGGCGGCCUCGGCUCGUCCUUCCAGCCCAUGACCAUCUCGCCCUCGCACUCGAACAUGCAGUCGCCCCAGCACUCGUUCAGCGGGUCGAUGCCCAAGCUCGAGGAAGACUUGACGUCUGCUUGGGCGCAACAGCUAUAA
Molecule: messenger RNA, 3384 nt
Organism: Rhodotorula toruloides NP11
Lineage: Eukaryota; Fungi; Basidiomycota; Microbotryomycetes; Sporidiobolales; Sporidiobolaceae
Product: GATA transcription factor
Exons: 9
Coding region: 1-3384 (1127 amino acids)
Biological process (GO): regulation of DNA-templated transcription
Cellular component (GO): nucleus
Molecular function (GO): sequence-specific DNA binding; zinc ion binding; protein binding
Source: RefSeq, a predicted model, not a curated record